Pseudo-nitzschia multistriata is the source of this 3352-nucleotide messenger RNA. The record is from the annotation of a GenBank genome assembly. Lineage: Eukaryota; Bacillariophyta; Bacillariophyceae; Bacillariales; Bacillariaceae.
GGACCGACGGAUCGAAAAUGGAUUGUUCAUCWUCCGAAACAAUUCAAAAAUACAAAAGUUCAUAGUUGGUUGGUUGUGUUCGAUUGAUCAAGACAGGCAAGCACAGCAGCGAUUUCGACCACUAAUGUCGAGAAACACACUUUAAUAUUUCAUUUCGAUUAGCACAAGAGACACCCACUCAAACAUCCCCACUUGCAUCCAACAAUGAAUGGCAACGGCAACGCCACCGGUGAUUUGAAGGCUGUGGCAUGGGACCCAAAAUCUCCGGCCUCACUGUUGGUCCCAACGGUUAUUGAUGGCUCCGGUGACGACGACGACGCCGGCCAGAAGGAAGACAGCAUCGAGCGAAUCAGCGGGAUGGUAAUGAACUAUAAGUCGUGCGACGAUGGGGCCGGAUGCAACUCCUUCGAAUCUUCCGCCAUUAUGAAUAUGCUCGAUGCCCGCGACGAUUACCUGGAGAAGGUCAGUAGCGAUGCCUCGAUGAUUGGUUCGAAUCACCACCGGGCCCUUCUUUCGCUCUCCAAGGCCUACCGCAAGGCCCUGUCCAAUUGCCUCGUGGAGUGGUCGGAGGACAUCGAGAAACAAAAACUCGAAUCCCAAGAAACCGAAAACGGGACCGAAGUAGAACUGCAGGAGCAAGAACGAGACCUCCUCACGAUGACCUGCAGCUUUCUGCACCUGUCCAGUAUUUUCCUGCUUUUSCCGAGCCGGCAGGGAGAUUCCUCGAUGGACCUAGAUGGCGGCUUCAUGUACGAGGACGAGAUUAUGGGCCUGCCGGGAGCGGCGACCGCGGAUACCGUCCGGUACCUGCGAUUGCACUUCCUGGGGGACGCCGCGGAGCUCGUGGAUCCAGUGGUAUUGGACGAACUCUAUGAGGUGCUAGCGCCCGACAUGUACGGCGACGAAUACGACGGGACCGACGAUGGCGGUAGAGGAAACCUGUACUGGGAGCUCAUCGAAGGGUACGUCGUUCGGGGCUGCUUGGAAGAGGCUUGGGCCCUCCUUAGCCACCAUUCCCUCGUCGGUCAAUUCAAAGAACUAGAGGAAGAGGAAGACACACUCAGCGACUACCGAGCAAAUUCACUUGCACAAGACAGAGAGGGAUUUAGGGCUCUCAAGAAUAUUUUGUUGUCGGGUCCCCUACCGGGUGGUCGGAACAACCGCUUUGACGAAGGAUUCGAUUUCGACGACGCAAGGAGCGGAGCCGGCGACGCAGAAGAAGAAGAAUUGUUUGACGGGAUCUCGACCUUCGCCUAUCGUCUAUGGGAGACUAGCAGCGAACACGACGGCAGCAUCGAUGUCCGAGCGGGAGACUAUGCCGUCCGUUUUGAACCCAAUGCCGCCCGCCAGGUUCAUUACUACUGGAAGCAGGCCAUAGACGGCCUUCCUGCCCUCAAGCGGUUGCGCCAGCGUAUACCCCAGCUCAACCGCCUGCUGACCAUGAUGUGUGGGAACUUCCGAGAUAUUAACUUUGGGUCUUGGCAGGAAGAAUUCUGUGCGGAACUCCUGUACAAGAACCCCACGAUUCGAUUGGAAGACAUCCACGUUCGGGUGGCGGCGCUGAUGCAAAAGCACAAAGCCGACGAUGACGCGAACAGAUUCGACGAAACGAUUUUGACCAUCAUGAAGGGCAAUGCCGGUGAAGCAGUAUCCGCCAUGCAUUCUGUGGGGGGCAAUAGCGGGGCGGCACUUCCUGCAGUCAUGGUAUGUAUCCAACGCCGAAGAGAUGGCGAUGGUGUACGACCGGGUCGAGCAACGCAUCACAUAUUUUAGGCAUGCAAUAUGUUUCAUCCAAAUUCGAUACUUUUGGAUCUGGCCUGUGUCCCUAUUGUAGUUUUUUUUGUACAUGCCGAUCCUAUUUCACGCAGAAAAUAUCAAUUCUUCUCACCAUAUUUUCCGAUUGUUGUGCUUGCCAUCUUUCGCAUUCUUCAUACUUCACUAGACAUCCCUUCUACUUCAAUUGUUAGCAGACGCGAAGGUUUUGGAAUACAACACUGAAAAUACCAAUUACAGUACAGAGCUUUUGAUCCGUGCCUCUUCUGCAAUUCGGUCCUCGCUUGGCAUGGAGGGCCAUUGUGACUUAGGAACCCGGCUUGCUGUUCGAUUGCUUUUGCCACACAUCGAAAUUGACAGUGAUUUACGAAUCACGGCCACCCUUGUCAAURCACUUGAGCACCACUUUCCCAAGACAGAUUCAGAAGCGAAGAUCCUCCUAUCGCUAUGCCGUAAUCUAGUCGAGCGAAAGAACGUUCGCGUGUUGGAUGGUUGCGUUUCGAUCUGUCUUGCUCGGCAUCUUUUCUACAUUGGCAAAAACAUACCGGGCGGUGCCGUCCACUGGCUCCUUACUGGAAUUGAAUUCGAGUCUCUAGUCCUUUGCGACAGACCCAAGCGAUCCGGGGAUUGGCAAAAAGCCCUGGCGUCCGGCGUUUGCUAUAGAAAAUUGGUGGCUUACUUUACAGGCACAUCACAAUCCUUUUUGAAAGGGUUACUCGGCGAAGAAAAGGGAGCUUCGCUAUAUUAUGCACGAUCUGGAGAGAUGAUCGCGGCUACCAAAGAAGAUUCACCUAAUCAUAUCAACAAUCUUGCUUCCUUUGUUCCUGCUGUCAAUGUGCUCGAGAAUAUCUUUUUGAUUGCGGGUGCUAUCGUCGAAGGAAAGGACGACUCCGUUGUUGCAAGUAGCAUUGUCUCUUGUCUUGAAGAGAGACCGGAUGACGAAGACGACGGAGUAGUAUCCUCUCUGGCGCGGUCGUUGAAUUGGGACCUCUUCCGGUUAGGGGUAGAUAUCUUGAAAAGGGAUGCCGAGAACGCAAACAACACWAGAUCAAUCUCAUCGUUCGAUCCGAGAGGAAUKGGGGUCCUUUUGUCUGUUUUUACCGUCGAAACAAAGGCUCGUGAAUUGASAUCGCAGAACGAGGUGCUCUCGGAAGCUGAAGACAAAGAACUACGAAAUACAAGAUUGAUUCUUGCGGAAGGCCUCAAGCGAGCUUUUGUUGCCGAGAAUUCCAUGAAGAAGACGGCGAUGAACAGAAGAAAAAAGGCUUCGGUCGAGGGUAUUUGUUCUCCUAACUUUUCCAAGUACAGCCGGGAGCAACAAGAAGAGGCCGUACAGCGAAUGUUGGAAUACUGAAGCAGAGGAAGACUUGACUUCAAGUAACAUGAAAAAGAUUUUCUAUCCUACGCAACUUCUAUAGCGCUCAUCUUGUCGAAUGAUUGUCGUGAAAUAGAAUCAAAAACAUUUUGAGAAGGAGAGAUGUAUGRAACACUUUGAUGUCCCAACGCUAAAAAGGAGUUUGCGGGGCGAUUACUGUAUACAUUGAAUAUCUACAGCGUAGAGUAAAAGAUUGAAAGUCAU